UGUGAUGGUCUAAGUCCGGAAUCUGUUGUCCGGAAAUUAGAGUCCGCCUCUAUCCGCAUAUUAGUGUAUUAGUUACAAGUUCCCAUGUCUACAGUACCAUGUGGAAGCGUCGCUGUCACGCUAUUGUUUUCGGAUAUACUGGCCUCCCUAAGGAUUUUUUACCCUCUCUUGAGGUGUGUGAUGCAAAUAAAGGGAGUCUACAUCGACUUUAUUCGUCCUUUAUGAUUAUGAAGCAUGAUACAUCACAGUAAAAAAUCCUUUGACCUGGCCUGAAGUAGUUUGACCUUGCCUGCUGUAGUUUGACCUUGCCUGCAGUAAGAUGACCUGGCCUGCAGUACACAGCAGUAGUAAUGUAUCCUUCGUAUCACCAAUAGAAUUGAAUUGUUUUCAACUUUAAUUUGUUUACUGAUGGAUGUCCGCCAAAAUAGGAAGAUGACAGAGUCCGGUGUGAAUCUUUAUGAAGAAAAGGUGUCGCAUUAUACAACCAAAUUAUUGAAAAUCAAAAGGGACAUUGACUUUAUCAUCGAUUCCUCAGAAAAGAUAGAUCUUGCCCAGGGCCAGCAAAUUAUUGAUGACAUACAAAAACUGUUAGCUCGCUAUGAAGCGAAAGCUAAAAAGUUUGAACAAUUCUUACAAGGGACUCGCACAGAUCAGAGUGCCAGUGAAGAGGCAGCUCAUCGUCUCACAUCUGCAGCUUUACAUGAUAAAGUGACGUCAUUUAUAGAGCACUUGCAGUCCUUGUUGCCGUCAAUUUCACACAAGAUGCUGUCAACCAGACGGUCAGGUGUUUCAGGGUCGAGUCGGUUGACUGAAAUGUUGGUAAAACAUACAGCCAAAGUUGAAAAGGCAAGAUCUCGCAUGAAAUAUGCACAAGAGGAGGCUGAAUUGAUAAAACAAGAGGCAGCUUUACAGGCAAGUAGGAAUUUAUUAAAUCUGAAGAGAGAAUUAGAAGUAGCUGAGACUGGACUUAAUGCAAUUCACAAAGCUUUUGACUUUAGAUCUUCAAAUGCUAGCAAUAAAGAUUCUGCAAGUAAGCGAGGCAGUUAUAUUGGGUCAGAGACCAAUCGUCACAUUUUGCGCUAUGUAGAGGAGAAUAAAGACAAUAAUGUAUCUCCACCUAUUGUUCCUACAGAAGAUGUUACUCAGGAUGAACCAAUAGAAACUGUUGUACAGAUUCCCUCUACUGGAGCGGCUGAUACUACACGUGUUCUUAACCCUAGUGCUGUUGCGUUUAAGCCUGAAAAUAAAAAUGAGGCAUUUGACUUAGCAAAAUUAGUGGCAAAAAAUCAACUUUUGCCUCAGAGACUUUCUCAAUUUACAGAUGAACCAGCUAGGUACCUAACCUGGAAAUACGGCUUUCUUAAUGUAAUGGAAGAAAUUGGGGCGUCUAUCUUGGAACAUCUAGAUCUGCUCGUAAAUCAUCUUGGUGCUGAGUCUAAAACACAAGCAGAGAACAUACGCGCUUCUAAUCCCAGGAAUUCUCAGAAGGCUGUGGACGAAAUUUGGAAGCGGCUUGAUAGCGAGUUUGGUAGUGCAGAAAUUAUCGAAAGAGCAUUGAAACAACGAAUAUACCAGUUUCCGGAUCUUAAGGAAAAUGACACUAAGCGCUUUUUUGACCUAUCAGAUUUGGCAGCGGAGGUUGAAUCCAUUAAAACCGACACAGUGUUGGGACCAGUUUUUAGCUAUUAUGACACUUCUAGUGGGAUAAAUGAUUUUGUUAGAAAAUUACCUAAACGCUUGAGGGAAAAAUGGGCCAAUCAGUGUUAUCGCUACAAAGAGACAAAUCGAACGUCGCAAGUACCAUUCUCAGUACUCACAAGAUACUUGCGUGAUCUGGCCCGUCUACGUAACGACCCCAGUUUUGAUUUUGAUGUUUCGUUUGUGAAGCCGAACAAAGUUCCUAGUACACAACAGAAAUAUAAACCCUUGUCACAGGAUUCUCAUCGUCCAACUUCGAUAUCAUCACGGAAGACCGAGGUUACUCCGGAAACCAACCCUAAAGGUGGGAAAUGUCCUAUUCAUGGUGAAAAUUCUAAUCAUCUACUGAAAGACUGUUUUAAAUUCCGAAACAGAACUCUGAAAGAUCGUAAAGACUUUGUAUAUAAAAAUGGUUACUGUUUGAAGUGUUGCGGGCAGAAGCUCCAUACAAGGAAAACAUGUAAAGAAACUGUCAAGUGUAAUGUUUGUGGUUCCUCAGAUCACAUUGGAAUACUUCAUCCAGACGCGGACUCUGGGAAACACUAUGAGGGGGAGAAAUCACAAGAUAAUUACAGAAGUCAGCGACAUCAAAUACCUAGUGAAGACCACGAGGAGGAGAAGCUCCGAGUUGAAACUCACUGUACUGAGGUUUGUAGUACUCGUCACAGUACUAGUAAGUCGUGUGCUAAAAUACUGCUUGUCAGUGUAUUUCCCAAUGGGCAGCCAUCUCGAGCCCGCAAUGUUUACUGUAUGAUUGAUGACCAGAGUAAUAAGUCAUUGGCUACGUCAGCAUUCUUCGACGCCUUUAGAGAAUUUGGUCCAAGUGCAGAAUAUGUACUCACUUCAUGUGCUGGCAAGUUUACUACCUCUGGUCGGAGAGCAUCUGGAUAUGUAAUACAAUCUCUUGAUGGUUCAUGUACUCUGCAAUCACCCUGUUUGAUUGAGUGUAAUGAGAUCCCAAACAAUCGUAGUGAAAUUCCAUCUCCAGAAGUGGCAGAGAAUUACAGUCAUUUACAAGACAUCGCGUCACUUAUUCCACCCGUGAACGACAGUGUGGAAAUUGAAAUUUUGAUUGGUAGAGACUUGGUAUCUGCACAUCAUGUUGUAGAUCAACGUAUCGAUGGAGACUGGCUACCAUUUGGCCAGAAGUUACCUCUUGGAUGGGUUGUAAUUGGUGAUGUGUGUUUAGGUCGCGCACACCUACCGGAACAGGUCAGUGUGAGCAAAACAUCAGUGUUCGCUAACGGCAGACCUACAUACUUGCAGCCAUGCGAGAGUGAACUCCUGGUGAAGGAGGACCCUAUCUUCGAACGAGUACCGGGAGAUGAGAAACCUGGCUUGUCGAUAGAGGACAAAAGGUUCCUUAGCACUAUGGAAACUGGAUUCAAACAAACCCCUAGUGGACAUUGGGAGGCACCCAUGCCUUUUAAGAAGAAUAGACCCUUUCUGCCUGACAACAAGAGUAUGGCUCUUAAAAGAGCGAAUUCGUUUGAUCGGAGUCUCAAGUCGAACCCAGACAAACAGAAAAGAGUUAUGGAAUUCAUGGAGAAACUUUUCGGUAAUAAGCACGCAGAGUUAGCACCAGCUUUACCAGAUUCUACAGAGAAAUGGUAUUUGCCACUGUUUGCAGUUCAACAUCCUAAGAAGCCUGAUAGUAUACGUGUGGUGUUUGACUCAUCUGCCAAGUGCCAGAAUUUAUCGCUCAACGACGUUCUGUUACAAGGACCCGAUAUGUUGAACAGCCUGCUUGGUUCCUGA
Molecule: messenger RNA, 3456 nt
Organism: Pecten maximus
Lineage: Eukaryota; Metazoa; Mollusca; Bivalvia; Pectinida; Pectinidae
Exons: 3
Coding region: 409-3456 (1015 amino acids)
Source: RefSeq, a predicted model, not a curated record